Molecule: messenger RNA, 2080 nt
Organism: Rosa chinensis
Lineage: Eukaryota; Viridiplantae; Streptophyta; Magnoliopsida; Rosales; Rosaceae
Product: trihelix transcription factor GT-2
Exons: 2
Coding region: 175-1866 (563 amino acids)
Source: RefSeq, a predicted model, not a curated record
CUUCCCUUCUCAUAGUACUCUGCGGAGGUUCAGUCGGUUAUAUGUUUAAGCCUUGAAACUUGAAAAGAUCUUUCUGUUGGGAUUUGUUCCCAAAAAAAGAAGAAGAAGAAGAAAGAAAGAAGCUUUGCAUUGUGCCCCCAACACAUUCACAUAUCUUAGACGAGGAAGAUAAAUAUGCAGUCUAAUUUUGAAAUAGCAGACCUCCCUUCUCAGCAACACUUCAUGGACACCAACUCUUCCUCACCUGUUUUGCCCAUUUUCUUUACUCCCCAAAAUCAAAACCACCCCAGUUUCCACCGACAACUUGAGCACCAACAGUUGGGUCAUCACCACCUUGUUCAUCCCACUCCCAUUACCCAUGAGUUGUUUCAAGGAUUACACCCACAACCAGAACAAGAGCAAUCUGGAACACUGCAUUGGCAGAUGAGUCCUAUAAAUUUCAAGCUGGGUCUGAAUGAGAACAGUGCCAGUGGUGAGGUUGCUCUGCUUGAUGAAAACAGCCCUCUAUUUCUUCAGAGCCGCCCACAAAAUUUGGGUUUCAAAAGUUGGCAACCCCAGGAAUUUUGCACUAGAAAAGAACCCUUUUGGAAGCCACAUGAAACACAAGGCAUGAAGCAGAAGCAAGCAACUGAAGGAGAGAUAUGCAAGGAAUUGGAGAGCAAAUACAGGCUUUAUGGUGAGCUUGAAGCAAUUUAUAGUCUUGGAAAGAUUGGUGAGGUUAAUAAUAAGCAAACUGGUUCUGGGUCAGCUCUGACUAAUGAAAACUCCCCCAAGAAUGUGGACCUUGUUCCUGUGCCUUUUGGUGGUUCUCAUGGCCUCAAUGGUGGCCCAGCAGCUACAGCUGGAGUUGAUGAUGGGUCAGAAGCCUCCAUUGACGAAGAAGUUUCGUAUAGGAAGGUUCAGAAGAGGAAGAGAAAGAGGAGGAUGAAGGAGCAAUUGAGUUCAUCAACGACUCGAUUUUUCGAGGGUUUAGUGAAGCGUGUGAUGGAUCACCAAGAGAGUCUGCACCACAAGUACUUGGCAUUGAUUGAGAAAAUGGACAGAGAGAGGAGGGAGAGAGAAGCGGCGUGGAGACUUCAAGAGGCUGAGAAGCAUAAGAGAAAAGCCAUUGCCCAACUCCAUGAACAGGCUCUAGCUUCAAAGAGAGAGUCGCUCAUUGUUUCAUACAUUGAGAAAAUCACAGGCCAAAAGGUCAACAUUCCUUCUAGGGAAACCCCAUCAUUGUUGCAAUGUGAUUAUUCAAAUGGAGCUAUGGAGGAGGAGUUGACGCCAGUCAAAGUUGAUCAGACAAAUAGCAGAUGGCCUCAAAGUGAAGUUGAGGCUUUGAUUCUAGUGAGAAGUAAUAUAGAAUCCAAGUUUCAGGAGCCAGGGCUUAAAGGGCCUCUUUGGGAACAGGUGAGUGCUUCAAUGGAUUCAUUGGGUUAUCAGAGGAGUGCCAAGAGGUGCAAAGAGAAGUGGGAGAACAUCAACAAGUACUUCAGGAAAACCAAAGACAGCCCGAAAAAACGUCCUCAGCAGUCCAAAACUUGCUCUUAUUUUAAUAAGUUGGAUCAGCUGUACUCUAGAACACCAGUCACCAAUCCCUCAUCAUCUUCGUAUUGUUCUAGCAACCCUGUAGUUAGCAUCGAAAGGCAAGGUUACUCGGAGCUUUUACAAGCGGUUCUUGAUGGGAGUGAAACUCAAAACCUGUCUAGUGGGAACUUUGAAAUACUCUCUGAAAUAGGGUCCAAUAGGUUGGAUUUUGAUGGCAUUACUAAUGGUAAGGUAGAGCAUUUGCGAGAAGAUCAUGGGAAGGAGAAGGAAAACCAUGAGGAUGAUGGAAGCAUGGAAGAAGAAGACAUUGAUGGUAAUGAUUCUGAUGAGUAGGGUAGAGCAUGACCAUCAGAUAGAAUAGAAAGGUACGCCGGUCUAUCACAGCCUGUAGUGUAGUUGUUUUUUGAACCUAGGAACUUUGAGUGUUUUGAGAUCCAAUGCCAUUGAUUAAUUUGUGCUAUUUGCUUGGGCUUUAGGCUUUCUUUUUUGUAGUUUUUAUGCUUGCAGCGACAGACUUUGAGUUAAAUUAAAUUCUUCUUUCACAGUA